Messenger RNA from Planococcus citri (citrus mealybug), 1534 nucleotides. RefSeq names its product golgin subfamily A member 6-like protein 6. NCBI's taxonomy places the organism in Eukaryota, Metazoa, Arthropoda, Insecta, Hemiptera, Pseudococcidae. Bases 61 to 1356 code for a protein of 431 amino acids. The record is from RefSeq and is a predicted model, not a curated record. The transcript has a single exon.
CAGAUAAUACAAAAGAAAAACAAAAACCAGUCAAGGAAAACAAUCGUCGCGCUGAAAAACAUGCAUUCCAAAUCAUAUCUUCAUUUCACCAUUUUUUUGGGGCUUCUGAGCAUUUCAGUUGAUGGAUUCCAUGUGAAUAAUUCUGACACGCAUUCCAUAAGUGAAUCAAUUCGUUUUACUGAUCUUCCUGAAAACACAUCUGAUUCACUAUCAGAAUCUUUCAUCGAGCUGAUUAAACAGUUAACAGGUAUACAAGUUUAUUUGGAAACCAAGACGAGAGAUAUGGAAAAACGAGACAUUGAAUUGAGUUGGAAAGAAAAAGAGGCUGAAAAACGAGAGGAUGGAAUAAAAAGCGUAGAGCAGUUGCUCAAGCAAAAAGAAGAAUACAUCAAUAAAACAGGAGGGGAACUAAGAAAUAAAGAAGAACACAUUGCAUCGAGAGAAACUCAGGUUCGGACAAAAGAACAAAGCGUUGAUCAGGCAGAAAAAGAAAUUAUAAACAAGUUGAAAUUCAUCAAAGAACAAGAAGAACAAGUCAAACAGAAGGAAGAAAACGUGAAUAAAGAGUCAGAAGUGAUCAAGCAACGAGCUGAAACUCUCAAUAAAACUGACUUCCAAGUAAAACUUAGAGAGGCAGAGGUAAAACAAAAGGAAGACAUAAUCAACAAAAAAGAAACUGAAGUCAAAAACCAUGAAGAAUUAUUAAAAACACGAGAAAAACAGUUGAAUGAAAAAGAAAACGAUUUGGAAAAAUCGAAUACAGACUUAAGGAAACAGAUUGAUGAAGUGAAACAGAAGGAAGUAAAUAUUGAAAAAUCUGAAGCUGAAAUCAAAAAAAGAGAAGAAAUUUUGCAAAAACGAGAAGAAAAGUUGAAGCAAAAAGAAAAAAGUAUCUGCUCAAUCUCUUGGGUUCCUGCAUCUAAUGGUGAUGUACCUGCCAAUGCACUUGUAGGAGGACAUGACUAUUCAAAUACAAUCUAUGUUGGGCGAGCAAACCAUAAUGGUGCCCUGAUUCCUGGAAAAAUACAUCCUAGACUACAUUGUUCAUACAUUUCAAAUAAUGGCUUGGAAUAUUUGUACAAAGAAUACGAAGUUGCUGUAUUAGAUAACCAAAAUGUCUGUUCAAUUUCUUGGGUUCCUGCUACAAAUGGUAGGUUUCCUAAGAAUGCAAUUCUAGGAGGUUAUAACGAUAAAGGAGAAAAUUUGUACGUUGGACGAGUAGGCCUAAUGCAUAACAAAUUUGUGUUGAUUCCUGGAAAACUGCUUCCCGAGAAUAAAUCACUGUGUGUUCCAUAUGACAGCCACGAAUACUGCUACACUGAGUACCAAGUUGCAGUAAGUGUAUUGCUGGAAUGAUUGCUGAGUCACAUUCGACAGUUUUCAUGCACGCUGCAGAUGCGACAAUUUCCCAUAAAAAAAAUAUUUGCUACACAGUAUAAUUCGCAGUUUCUUCAUAUCAUGUUGUUUUAAUAUUAUUCUAUUGUUUGUAUGAGUGUGCAUUACGUUUAUCCAGUUUGCAUUUAAAAUAGGUACC